Parasteatoda tepidariorum (common house spider) is the source of this 2633-nucleotide messenger RNA. Its product is annotated as embryonic polarity protein dorsal. The record is from RefSeq and is a predicted model, not a curated record. Gene Ontology annotation, molecular function: RNA polymerase II cis-regulatory region sequence-specific DNA binding; DNA-binding transcription factor activity, RNA polymerase II-specific. Gene Ontology annotation, cellular component: nucleus; cytoplasm. Gene Ontology annotation, biological process: cellular response to stress; positive regulation of transcription by RNA polymerase II; response to cytokine. NCBI's taxonomy places the organism in Eukaryota, Metazoa, Arthropoda, Arachnida, Araneae, Theridiidae.
UGGCAAGAUAAACAAAAAUUGCGUCCGAUUGCGCAAUAGUUGUUUAGAAAUGAGAAAUGUUUGAUUUACUAGAAGAAUGUAGUUUCAGUUUUUACUUUCUCUCAUUGUUUAUAACGAAUUUAGUAAUUCAAUGAACUUUGAAAGGACGAAUACUUACCAAUGCAUCGAUGAAGUAUUUCACGAUUAGAAAAAUUUAUUCCAUAGCCUUUCAACUUUGAAUUUAAAAAAAAGAAAAAACGUAUAUUAUAAUUUAGAACAUAUCAUGAAGUACAAACAUUAUUUUAAUUUUUAAAUCUAUAUUUUUGCCUCUUGAUCUUAACAUGUGCUUGCAUACAUAAGAAUACAACUUUUUUUUCAAUAUGUUUUCAUCUAUAGACACAUUGUCAUUUAAUUUACCUUCACAGCCAGUAGAAAGAUCUUUUUGUCGCAAUCUUGGAUUGACUGGUGAAUUUCAAGAAAUUAACUCUACUAGAUCUUUGCGAGCUUUUGUUGAAGUAUUGGAGCAGCCUGUCUCAAUUGGUGCAAGGUUUCGUUAUAAAUGUGAAGGUCGAUCUGCUGGGUGUAUAAGAGGUGUUAAUAGUACAGACAAGCAGAAAACUUACCCGACUAUUAAGGUUCAUGGAUAUCAGGGUGCUGCAAGUGUAGUUGUUUCUUGUGUUACUAAGGACGGGCCGCCUUAUUUUCCACAUCCUCACAAUUUAGUUGGCAAAACUUGUGCUAAUGGAGUGUGCUACAAGACAAUUAAUUCUCCUGAUAUGGUUUGCAGUUUUGCCAAUCUCGGAAUACAAUGUGUGAAAAAAAAGGAUAUCAAAGAAUCUCUAUCGCACAGGGAAGCAAUUCAAGUUGAUCCAUUUGGGACUGGUUUCUCUCAUCAUCUUGAACCAGGAAAGAUUAAUCUGAAUUGUUUAAGGCUCUGCUUCCAAGUCUUCUUACCUAAUGAAACCGGUAAAAUGUGCAUCCCUCUCUCUCCUGUUGUAAGCAAUGCAAUUUAUGAUAAUAAAACAGUAUCUGAUCUCACCAUUACGAAGUUGAGUCAUUCUUCUGCUCCAGUUACAGGUGGUCAAGAAGUUAUUUUAUUAUGUGAUCAAGUGAAUAAGGAUGAUAUUCAGAUAUUAUUCUAUGAAGAAGUAAACAAUAAAAUAAUUUGGUGUGCCAAUGGAAAAUUUGCUCCUCAUCAUGUUCAUCGCAAAGCAGCGAUAUCUUUUCAAACUCCUCCCUACAGAGAUGUAACUGUUCCCCAAGGUGUUGAUUGCUUUGUUCAGUUGCGCAGACCUUCAGAUGGAGCUGUUGGUAAACCUAGGACAUUUUGUUUCAUCCCAUUAAAACAAGAUCCUGAAGGUCUGGCUAGGAAGCGUAAUAAAUUUGAGGCACUAAGGCUUAGUCAAAUACUUCAACCAAGUAAUUUGCCUUCAAGUAGUAAUAAUGCUGAGCCAUUAGCUACGCCUAGAGUUAUUAAACAAGCUGUUAGAUCGAAAAUCAGUCCAACUAAUGGAAUGGUGAAUAAUUUUACCAGCAAUAUUGUGUCUUCUACUAACUAUCAGUUAAACUCAAAUCUUUCUGGCAGUGAUUUCAAACAGAAAAGAAGUGUUCAAAUGCUUAGUCAAGAAAAGUGUCAUAUAUCUGAAAGCAGAUCAACUCACAACACUGCUUUACUAGAAUCUCGUCAAAAGGUAGAUGAUAUUUUAGCUAUUGCAAAAGAUCAGGUUGGCAUUGGAAACUCACACUUUUAUGAUUCUCAGAGUGAUGAUAAUCUCGAUAAGUUGAGCAGUCUUGACAUUGGUAUGGAUCCAUGUGACAUGGAUGUUAAUUUAAGUAAUAUCACGCUGGAUUCUUUUUCUGAUGCUUCUAGCCUUAAUCUUUCUGCAGCAUUGAUGGAUACAAGGAACUGAUACAAAUUUCAUCUUUUUGGAAGUGUAACCUUAUCUUUGCUUACAAAUAACUCUACAGGACAGUAUUGAUUGCUGUUAAAAGUUUUAUUUUUCAUAUUUCACUGCUGUAUAUAAGAUUUUAAGAAAUAUCAUUUGUAUAAAAUAUAUCUGUAAAAUAUUAUAUGUCAUGUUUGCUUCUCUAAAUAUUUUAAUAUUGUUUAUAAAUAAAAAUAAUUAUUUUGUUGUGUUAUUGCAAUGCUUUGUUAAGAAAUGUUUAAAAAAAGAAAAUUUGUGACUUGGGACUAUUAUCGAAUCAGUAAAACAAAAAUUUCUCUUGUGCUUUGGUACUCAAAAUUAAAAAAACAUUUAGGUAGAUUAUCUUCAGUGUUACUUCACUGAUUUCAAUAAAUGUUGGUUCGAACGUAUUUUAAUAAAUUUAAAGAAAAAUCAACAGUUAUAUAUUGUAAUACUUAUUACAGUCAGAAGGUAGGAAACCGUAGCUUUUCACGGUGAGAAUGGUCAGACUGUGAGAGAUUUUCAUGUUUUCUUCCUCCGUGUAAUGCAAAUGUGGGAUAGUUCCGUCAAAAAGUCUUCCACAAAGGCUAGUUUGUCCCUAUGUUUGUUACACUACUUGAGUUCUGUUGUCUUCUGGGUUGAAUUGUAAUUAACGUGACUGCAAAAUAGUUGUAAACCUAUAAUUGGAUUGGCUGUUCAAUACUGGGUGCAAAAUAAAGCUAAGUGCAGGAUCAUGCAUUUGUAUUAUAA